AUGGAAACAUACACCACCGAUGACGCUCUUACCCUCAUUGGGUUUGGAAAGUUCCAAGCACUUGUAUUUUUUUUCAGGACUGUUCUAUUGCUUUCAACUCUGCUUACUAGUGGAAUGGGUUUUCUAAGUGCUUUAUCUCCUAACUACUUGUGCUUGCUGGUUCUUCGGUUUUUUGUCGGCAUAGGAGUGGGCAGUGGGCAUGUAUUUACAUCUUGGUUCUUGGAGUUCGUUCCAGCAGGAAAUCGUGGCACUUGGAUGGUUAUUUUUUCCUUUUUCUGGACUAUUGGCACAGUCUUGGAGGCUUCACUUGCAUGGGCUGUACUAUCAGCAUUAAGUUGGAGGUGGUUGCUGGCAUUGACCGCCCUUCCAUGCUUCCUCUUGCUUCCUUUCUUCAGAAUUACACCCGAGUCGCCACGCUAUCUUUGUGCACAGAAUAGAAUGACUGAUGCAAGGCUUGUCCUGGAGAGAAUGGCCAUUGCAAACCAAGGAGCUCUUCCUGUGGGAGUUCUCACAUACCAUCAAGAAACAAAGACUGAUUACAUCACUCAUGUUUCUGAGGAUGAACACCUUAUUCCAGUCAGAGAGAAGGAACAUACAGUUAGGAAUGCUAUUAGAUCCAAAUCUGGUGCUAUUGCUGCAUUGCGCGAGCUAUUAUCACAUAACUUGCUCAGAUCAACUCUUCUUAUUUGGUUUGUUUACUAUGCAAGUUCCUUUGCUUAUUAUGGGAUAGCAUUGCUGACAUCGCAACUAAGUGAUGUGAAUAGAAGCUGUAAAUCUGGUCUGAUCUUUGAAGUGCACCAAAAUGAUGGAAAUCUUUAUAAAGAUACUUUUAUCACUAGUUUAGCAGAGAUUCCAGGCUUAAUUUUGUCGGCUUUGCUUGUUGAUCGGUUUGGCCGGAAGGCUACUAUGUGGAGCCUGAUGUUUGCAUGCUGUGCUUUCCUUGGGCCACUCGUACUUCAUCAGAAUGAGUUGCUAACAACUACUCUUCUAUUCGGAGCUCGUGCUUGUGGCACCGGUACCACAACGAUUUUAUGUCUAUAUGCCCCAGAGGUGUAUCCGACAUCUGUUCGCUCAACGGGGGUCGGAAUCGCAACCGCCAUUGGUAAGAUUGGCGGGGUUAUUUGCCCACUCGUCGCAGUUGGCAUGCUGCGGAACUGCCACCAGAUGGAAGCAGUGCUGGUGUUUGAGCUGGUGCUGUUCCUCGCCGGAGUUGCCUGCAUUCUCUUCCCUGUAGAGACCAAGGGCCGAGAAAUGGACUGA
Miscanthus lutarioriparius is the source of this 1260-nucleotide messenger RNA. The record is from the annotation of a GenBank genome assembly. NCBI's taxonomy places the organism in Eukaryota, Viridiplantae, Streptophyta, Magnoliopsida, Poales, Poaceae.